AACUUACCCCUCUAACCCCGGAGGCGCCACUGAACAAACAAAUUCAAAUCGAGAAAAGACGUUACUGUAUGAAUCCGAGUUGUGUGGCCUGUGUUGCUUACUUCUCGGAGGAAACGGUAACACAUAUUUUUUUGGCAUCACGAAAAUAGCAGUUUCCUUUACGUGGACGUGAUUGACGAUGGCGACGAGAAAUCGGACUGCAGUUACGAUGAACCAUACAAAUCAAGAGAAUAUUAAAAAUGUAAAAUCUUCAAUUAUUAUACCAGCGAAUACAAAAAGGGCGGCACUAGGUGAAAUAAGUAAUAAAGUUAACAUAUUGAGGGGUGCACAGCCUAUAGAUAGGACUAGCUUAUUGCAAAAGGAUAAGAAGAAAGUGGUAAUAUCAAAACGACAAGCUGUGAAACCAAAUGUAUCUGAGAAGCCAGUGCAAGUUGUACAGCCAGUUAUUUCUGUCACGGCUAAAGUAGAUAAUGUCUCUAAUGCAGCUAUUAUACCAACAACUCCCGUUAGUCAAAAGCGAAGAGGGAAAAACUCAUUUUCGACAGAUUUAUUAAAAUUCGAAGAUAUUGACGAACAAGAUAAAGGAAAUCCUGUUCUAGUUUCUAUUUAUACCAACGAUAUACACGAGUAUUUAAGGACAUUAGAAAGAGAGACUCCUAUUAUAAAAGGAUUUUUAUCGGGUCAGGAAGUCACUCCUAAGAUGAGGAGUGUGCUGGUUGAUUGGUUAAUCGAAGUACAUCAACAAUUUCGGUUAAUGCAAGAGACAUUAUAUCUCACGGUCGCAAUUAUCGAUCGUUUUAUACAGUCUUUCAAAACCAUAGACAGAAAGCAAUUGCAGCUGGUAGGUGUGGCAGCUAUGUUUAUCGCUAGCAAAUAUGAAGAAAUGUAUUCGCCAGAUAUAAGUGACUUUGUAUACAUCACAGACCAGGCAUAUACUAAAUUAGAUAUAUUGGAAAUGGAAUUACUCAUAGUGAGAACCUUAAAUUAUUCAUUCGGCCGACCUUUACCGCUGCAUUUUCUUCGAAGAUAUAGCAAAGCUGGGAAGGCACUUCCUAUACAUCAUACAAUGGCCAAAUAUUUCCUUGAACAAAGUUUAGUUCACUAUGAAAUGUGUCAUUAUCCACCUAGUCUCAUUGCUGCAGCAGCAAUCUAUCUAGCAUUUUUAAUUAUUGGUAAUGAUGAGGAAGACGAAAGCAAAGAUAUCUGGACAGACACUUUAGCAUACUACAGCACCUAUUCUAAGGACGAUGUGUUACCUGUAGUGCGUGAUAUAGCUGCCAUGAUAAUUAAUUCAGAAACAAGCAAAUAUCAAGCCGUGAGAAAGAAGUACGUCCAUGUGAAACAUAUGAAAAUUAGUGUUCGGCCAGAGCUUAAGUCGCCAAUUAUGCUUGCCAUUGCAGCAAGAAGCAAUGAAACAGAAUUAUAAUAGAAUAGAAUAGAAUUUAUAUAUUUGUGACAUUAUUAUAUAAUAUUGAGAGAUUAUUUUUAAUAAGAUAUUUGUAUAUUGUAUCAAACACAUAAUGAAUCUAAUCAUGGACGUUAUAGUUCAUAAAACAAAAGAGAGAGAGAGAGAGAGAGAGAGAGAGAGAGAAAACAUUCUUCAAAAGAUCAAGCGAACUUUGUCAUAAAGUAAUAUAAAUGAAUAUUGUAUAAAUUAUUGUAUUUGAUACACAAAUUUCUUAUUGAAUCUAUUCUCGUUCAGUCACAAAGUAGCGAAAAACAGGACGUAUUUAGAGAUUUAUAUACAAAAGUUUGUUAAGAUUAGCAUGAAAAUUUAGUCAGGUAUCACUGAUGGACUUUAUUUUGGACUGCCAUAGUUAAACUAGGUAUAGCAGAAAUCAUAAAAAUGCAUCUUUUAUAAUGAAAUAUUAAAUAAAGCUUUUAGUUUUUAUUCAUAGCUAAUUAUAAAAAUAUUUUAAUUUUGAUAUACGUCCUAACAUACACACACAUACAGAUAUUUUUAAUGUCACCAUAUAGAAAUAU
Messenger RNA from Cataglyphis hispanica, 1983 nucleotides. Its product is annotated as G2/mitotic-specific cyclin-B. NCBI's taxonomy places the organism in Eukaryota, Metazoa, Arthropoda, Insecta, Hymenoptera, Formicidae. Gene Ontology annotation, molecular function: cyclin-dependent protein serine/threonine kinase regulator activity. Bases 179 to 1426 code for a protein of 415 amino acids. The record is from RefSeq and is a predicted model, not a curated record. The transcript has 5 exons. Gene Ontology annotation, cellular component: nucleus; cyclin-dependent protein kinase holoenzyme complex; cytoplasm. Gene Ontology annotation, biological process: mitotic cell cycle phase transition; regulation of cyclin-dependent protein serine/threonine kinase activity.